Molecule: messenger RNA, 1443 nt
Organism: Triticum dicoccoides
Lineage: Eukaryota; Viridiplantae; Streptophyta; Magnoliopsida; Poales; Poaceae
Product: fructose-bisphosphate aldolase 1, chloroplastic-like
Exons: 6
Coding region: 41-1204 (387 amino acids)
Biological process (GO): glycolytic process
Molecular function (GO): fructose-bisphosphate aldolase activity
Source: RefSeq, a predicted model, not a curated record
CGUCGCGUCCGAACACAGAGCGCAUCGACCGAUCGAACCAAUGGCGAUGGUGACCGCGAAGCUCAGCUCCCCGGCCACCGCCCGGCUCGCCCCCGUCCGGUCCGCGCAGCCCGCCCGCCGCGCCUCGCUCGUCCGCGUCCGCGCCUCCGGCGGCUCCUACGCCGACGAGCUCGUCUCCACCGCGAAAACUGUUGCUUCCCCUGGCCGUGGGAUCCUUGCGAUCGACGAGUCGAGUGCAACAUGUGGAAAGAGAUUGGCAUCCAUUGGUUUGGACAACACGGAAGUUAACCGCCAGGCUUACAGGCAGCUUUUGCUGACCACUGCUGGUCUUGGUGAAUAUAUCUCUGGUGCUAUUCUUUUUGAGGAAACUCUCUAUCAGUCCACUACAGAUGGCAAGACCUUUGUUGACGUCUUGAAGGACCAGAAUAUCAUGCCUGGUAUCAAGGUUGACAAGGGUUUGGUUCCAUUGCCCGGAUCCAACAAUGAAUCCUGGUGCCAAGGUCUUGAUGGUUUGGCCUCAAGGUGCGCUGAGUACUACAAGCAGGGUGCACGCUUCGCAAAGUGGCGAACUGUUGUUAGCAUCCCCUGUGGUCCUACUGCAUUGGCUGUCAAGGAAGCGGCAUGGGGACUUGCUCGCUAUGCUGCUAUUGCUCAGGACAAUGGUUUAGUGCCAAUUGUGGAGCCAGAGAUCCUUCUUGACGGUGACCAUGGCAUUGAGAGAACUCUCGAGGUGGCAGAGAAGGUGUGGUCAGAGGUGUUCUUCUACCUGGCCGAAAACAACGUUCUGUUUGAGGGCAUCCUGCUGAAGCCCAGCAUGGUUACCCCUGGUGCUGAGCACAAGGAGAAGGCUUCUCCAGAAGCCAUUGCGAAGAACACCCUCACAAUGCUGAGGAGGAGAGUACCACCUGCUGUCCCUGGAAUCAUGUUCCUCUCCGGCGGACAGUCCGAGCUGGAGGCAACCAUGAACCUGAACGCGAUGAACCAGUCCGCCAACCCGUGGCACGUGUCCUUCUCCUACGCCCGGGCACUCCAGAACUCGGUGCUGAAGACGUGGCAGGGGCAGCCCGAGAACAUCGAGGCGGCGCAGAAGGCCCUGCUGGUCCGCGCCAAGGCCAACUCCUUGGCGCAGCUCGGCAGCUACACUGGCGAGGGUGAGAGCGACGAGGCCAAGAAGGGCAUGUUCCAGAAGGGAUACACCUACUGAUGAGGCGACGGCAGGAUGAUUUAUAUAUGAGAUGCACGUCAUUUUGCGGGGUUUUGUUUUCUAAUUAUUGGUGUGAAUAAUCAAUCACCAGCGUGUUGGUGCCAACGACUGUUAGCUGUAUUGGCAUUGCAAGAAACUCUAGGGUUGCCUGAAGUUAUAUUUAUGAGAACAAACAAUUACUGUAUGCAUACCUACCCUGAGAAAGUUGAUGAUAGCUCACUGUGGGCGGAUACCGAGAA